AUGGAAAGUUAUCGUGCCAUCCAGACAUACGCGAUGGUCCAGUGGGUUAACCACGAACAAUCAACAACUUUCACGGACUUCUCGUCGUUGACCCCGGAGCUUUUACUCCGAUUUUUAGAAAAGAUCUCCGCAACAAAGUGUCACGUUCCUUUCCCCAAAAUGCAGCGGACGCCCUUCCAGCGUCUCGAGACGUCCAACGCUCUGCUUCAAUUUUCAAAAGAGCUUGGCCUUUUUUUGACGUGUUCUGCAGAAGAUAUUAAUAAGAAGGACGAGAAAACCCUUCUCACCUUUUUCACGACCGCCGCUCAGAAGUUUUUGGGGCUGCGAAGAAACGCGAUGAGCGACGUCAUCGAAUGGGUUGAAAGCGUAACUGGAUGGCGAUGCCAGAACUUUUUGAAUGAAUGGAGUGAUGGAAUGGUUGUGAUGUUGAUAGCGGGAGAGAACAAUCCGUUGUUCACCCUUGAAACGAUCGGCGUCGUGAAGGUCUUCACGAAGGUCGAGAACGUCGGCGUCGAUGAAUUGACCACUAUGAUGCUUGCAAAGAGGAUGUUUGAAAUGAAAAACGAGAUCACUGCUUUCCGCCAAGCUUCUCAGAUUGACUUUGACGCACUGAGAUUGAAAUUUGACAAAGAAAGAGAUCUUUUGAUGAAAGACGAGAUUUUGGGAAUACGAAAACCACGGAAAAGCUUGUGUAUAGUCCAAUCACCAUUGAGAAAAUCAAAACGAGGAAGUGGACUGAGAGAAGAAAAAUUGAAUUCGGAAAAACGUGAAAGUCUCAAAAAUACGUUAAAAAUUGAAAACACAAUUAAAAACGAAAAUGAAGAAAAUGAAUUUGAUUUGAAUUUCGACGCUCAAACAGUUUCUAUUGAAGUCUCGAUAAAAAAUGGAAGGAGAUUUGAAGAAAUAAAAAAUAUUAACAAAAACGAAAUUAAUCAAAAAACAAUCAAAAAAGACGAAGUAAAAAUUGAGAACGAAAAGAUUGAACAAGACAGAAUGACAGAAAAGAAGAGCUCCGAUGAUGAUGAAUUUCCAAUCACUGUUUACCAGGCACAUAAAGACGGGGUUCAAGAAAAGAACAAAGAACCGGUUACUCAGAAAAAGGAAACCAACCAAGUUGAAACAGAACCAAAAAUUGAGAAUAAACAAGAAAUAACAAAUGAAGUUGCAAUGAAAUUGCCACAACCAUUAACUAUCGAGAAACACGACUUAUUAAUUCCACAAAAAGAAAUUCAAGAAGAAAAUAACAAAGGUGUCGAUUCAAAGAAGAUAAAUGAAGUAAACCAUUGUGUGCCUCCAGAAUUGUUUUUAAAACAAACACAAAACAGUGCUGCUGAAGAAACGGAGAACGAAGAAAAGAAACCUGAAAACACAACCCCGCCACUAUGUAUCAAACCCAGUGGUUCGCCUCUUCUUGAGGAACAAAAGGUCGAAGAGUUAGUUGAAACAAAAUCACAAGAAGAAGUUACUGAAGUCGAGAAUAAAGUCGACGAUCUUUUGCCAAAAAAUCACAACAAAAGCAUUUUGAACCAAAACGAAAAGGUUGAAAUAAAAAUUCAAGAAACUGUAGUGUCUCCGCAACUUAAAGUUGUGGAAUUGGAGCAAUCCAAACCGGAGAUUAAACCUCCAGAAAGUCCCAAUAGUGAAGAAGAGUUCCAAAUUGAGAAAAUUAAAGAACAGUUAAGCAAAAUGGAAAAACUGAUUUUUGAAAAGAAUGAAUUGAGUAUUUUGAUAAUCGAAACCGCCCAACAACUCGACCAAUGCAAAAAGCACAGAGUUGAAUUGGAGAUGGAGCGUCUCGGCAUAGAAAAGGUGAAGACUGAAAAGCGGCGUAUGACAGAGGAAAAUAUCAGAAACCAAACGAAGGGAGACCAACAAGAUUUGGAUUCUCAAAAUGACAACACCAAGACAUUAGAAAAUUCAAACCAGACCACACCAAUCCAAACUCAAAUCGAUGCUGAGAAACAAUACCAAGAAAAAAUAAACCAGUUUAUGGUUGCAAAACAAAAGGCAGAACCUAUUAGUGAGGGAGGAAUUUUGGUGGUCGGAAAAAGUUGUUCAAAGCAAGAAAACCAACGUCUUGAGUUGAUACAAAUUCGCUUAGCAAAGGAAAUGUACGAUAGAAAGCAACGAGAAAAAAACGAGAGUAACAAGACACCAAAAAUUGAAAGUGAUGAGGACAACAUUCAAUGUGUAUUAGGGUCUAAUGUAAUCAACCAAAAAGAGGAAAAGACACCAGUGGAAGAUCAAAAUAACAUCCAGAACAAUUUUGUCGAGGUCGAAGCGUCAAAAGAUAACAAAAUUCAAAGCAUUGAUUUAUCUACCAACUCUCAAAGUUCUCAUGAUGAAAAAGAAGAUAAAACAGACGACAACCAAAUUAAAACGCCAGAACUCGAAGUCUCAAAUGGUUUAAAACCUUUACAGAAGGUCGCCAAAAAUGACGAAAGACAAGAAGAAAGUGUUGCACCAACAAAAGACACGAAUGAAAAACACGGCCGAUUGAAUUUAUCAAGCGAAAGUAUCUCGACAGACAUGUCGUCGUCUCCUGUUAUCUCCACGCCGCGCUAUGGAAAGGACUUUUUGUUCCAGCCCAAGGAGGGUACAACUUCUACAAUUGGAACUCCGGCCAAAAAUCUUCAAUUGUCAGAAAAAAUCGAAUCACCAAAGGAAGACGAUGAAACGGAAGAGCAAAAGCGAAUUCGUGCCCGAGAGAAAAUGGAGAAAGAGCGACUUGCGAAGUUGGCGCAAGCCAAAAAGAAGAAGCACGACACAAUAGACCAAGAGAAAACGAAAAACGUUCCGUUUGUGUUGGAUGGAGAGAACAUUGUUCGGAGUUCUUCGGAUGUGAUUUUGGACUAUUUCAAAGAGACCUUAUGUGAAUGGGUUGGCAAGAGAAAUUUUAACGUUAUAUUGGACGAGAAGUUUGCAAAUUUGACAACUAAUCGUAUAAAUGAGACGAUCUGUUUGAAAGGGAAUUUGAUGAUAAUAGCUAUAACAACAAGUGGGUUUGUGUUUGGUUCGUAUAACAGCAUGACUUUUCCGAUAGCACCGAAGAAGAGAUACUCGUAUUUGAACAACGACCAGAACUUUUUCAUAUUCUCGUUGUUCAACAGAAACCACGACGAGCCACAACGAUUCAAGAGGAAAAAGAACGGGAAAACCGUUUGUGUGUGGAGCGAGGGCGACAAGAAGACGAUGUUCUCCGUGAAGCGGUUUUAUCGGAUCCACAAAACGGGGCGGUCUGAAAUUUUGAAGAAGUUUGUUCUGGAAUACCAAAACGUCCCAGAAACAAAACACCUCUAUUUCACUGGAGAAGGUACUUUUGACUUAUCGCGGUUGGUUGUCUUGAGAUGGGAGUGA
Messenger RNA from Entamoeba invadens IP1, 3357 nucleotides. RefSeq names its product protein NUF1, putative. The record is from RefSeq and is a predicted model, not a curated record. The transcript has a single exon. Lineage: Eukaryota; Evosea; Mastigamoebida; Endamoebidae. Bases 1 to 3357 code for a protein of 1118 amino acids.